This is a messenger RNA of Balaenoptera ricei (Rice's whale), 1976 nucleotides long. RefSeq names its product transcription elongation factor A N-terminal and central domain containing 2 (gene TCEANC2). The coding region runs from base 561 to 1187 and encodes 208 amino acids. Gene Ontology annotation, cellular component: nucleus. NCBI's taxonomy places the organism in Eukaryota, Metazoa, Chordata, Mammalia, Artiodactyla, Balaenopteridae. The record is from RefSeq and is a predicted model, not a curated record. The transcript has 5 exons. Gene Ontology annotation, biological process: DNA-templated transcription.
AAAACAGGAGCCACACAGAUGGGAGACAGCGGUUGAAGGGUGGAUUCAACAGUCAGGCUCCCAGAGCCGACAGAGGUGCGGGAGAGCGGAAAGAUGGGAGACCACGGAAGGGUUGUAGCCCGGUUUGGACGGGCCCUACCUUGGGGUAGGUGUGCAAGGGGUAGGUCAACUGACAGGCCCGGUGACAAGACGCCGUAUCACCCAAGACCGAGUCAAAAGCUUCAGCCGAAGCGGUCCCCGAGCCUCCGGUCAGGGCCAUAGUCAGCAGCAGCAGCAGCGGCGAGAGCCCCAGUUGGGCCCUGACCCAGAGGCUCCCCUUCGGCGCCGCCAUUUUGUUUGCCUCUGUCACAGCACCUCAGCUUGUUGCUGUUUUCUUUUCAGGUUUCCUCCUCCUUCCGGGACCAGCCCCUUCCCAGUCCCGCGGGCCGCUGCUUCCGCCUCUGCCGUCCUCUCAGCUCCGCCCUGACCCGCCCGAAACUGCCGCCUCUCGCCCCACCUCUAGGUCUACGAACUUCUAGAACACGGUGCAAACACGUGAAGGUAGUUGGAGUCCCCUAGCAAUGGAUAAAUUCGUCCUUCGAACACCCAGAAUCCAGAAUAGUCCUCAGAAGAAAGCUCCUGGAGGAAAGAUUUACAAGCAGGCCACGAUUGAAUCUCUGAAGAGAGUUGUGGUUAUAGAAGACAUAAAAAGAUGGAAAACUAUGUUGGAGCUUCCUAAUCAAACCAAAGAGAAUCUAGUUGAAGCCUUACAAGAAUUAAAGAAGAAAAUACCCUCCAAGGAAGUGUUAAAAUCAACAAGGAUAGGUCACACUGUGAACAAGAUGCGUCAACACUCAGAUUCAGAAGUGGCUUGUCUUGCCAGAGAAGUUUACACUGAGUGGAGAACUUUCAUUGAAAAACACGUGGAUAGACCUUCUAUAGAAGUCCGAAGUGAUUCCAAAACCGAGACAUUUAGGAAAAACGCCCAGAAAUUACUCUCGGAAGCCUUGGAAUUGGAGAUGGAUCACCUACUGGUUGAAAAUAUUGAACGGGAAACGUUUCAUCUCUGCUCCCGCCUCAUUAAUGGGCCAUACCGGCGGACAGUGAGAGCCCUGGUCUUCACAUUAAAGCAUCAAGCUGAAAUCCGGGCUCAGGUGAAGAACGGCACGCUGCCAGUCGGCACGUUUGUACAGACCCACAAAAAGUGACCUGAGGAUGGUUCCAACCCUGGGCUGGGCAGAAAGGAAAAUGGGCCUUUCUCUGCCAUUCAAAGACUCUUUUGAGUUUGGGCGAUGGCUGAUGCUGGCGGUGCUGAAUUUUCCCAUGGUGCCAUUCCUUCAGACAGAGGAUACAGAGAGCCCCGGGAGACAGACCUGCAGGAAAUGCUUCAUUAGCUGGAGUGCGCUGGUGCUGCCUAACAGGAUGUGCACUCGCUGUCGCUAGGAAGCGCAGUACGGUUGCCAUCACCCAACACAGUGAGAGGGUGACGGAUUCCACUGUGAAUGUGCCAGGGACACCUCUAAACUUCCCCCGUGUCAGGCAGAUGAAGUUACUACUUUAUUUUGCCACCCUGCAGGUAACUGAAACUCAAUUACCGCAGCUGCUCACUCGGUUCCAUCCCCCUGAGUUUAGAUAGCUCCAGUGCCUCUCAGAACUCCCCUGUCUGUUCUCUUUGCUCUACCCCAGGGGUGAGCCUGCCGGAGCCCGUCAACUACCCCUUCUUUCCAGAACUCACUUAUCUGAACGUUUCAGCUCUCCCUGGAAGACCUUCUGCGUUGGUCUCCAGAGCCCCCAUGCUGAGGCUUCUAAUGAGGAACUGGCCUGAAGCAUCCCCACACCUUGGGGUUUAUUUGAAUAUGUUGGCUAUCUCGGUUUAGGGCUCUGUAGAAGAUACAUAAUGAAAUUGCUCUUGAAAUGAAUUAUUGUAGGAGAAAAAUUAUAUACAUAUGUAUUUUCAAAUGAAAUACCCGUAUAUAUACUUGCUUGAACAAUUAUGU